AUGGGCGCCGGUGCUCGACUCGUUCCAUUCUUUCUUCCACUGGGCGUGGAUUCCUUGUCUGAGAGUUUCCCCCUGUAUGCCUGUAUCUUUGACCGUACCCUUAAGAGAACAGAUGAGACUGAGACGGCGAACCUGCUGAACGAGAACCGGAAGCGAACUCGGAGUGGCGAUGCCUUCACACCGUCGGACUCGGCGGGUCGAAUCACCACUGAGAUGUGGAAACUCAUCGGCUCCCUGAGGGACGAGGUCAAACAUAAUCAGCACAUCCUACAGGAACAGAAUGAGAAGCUCCAUGAGGAACUCAAGGCUCUGCAAGCUCGAAUCGAAGCUGCUCCGCCGACGGCCCCAGCCAGAUCCUGGGCCGAAGUUGCGGCAGGGGGUAGCAACGUCGACCCGAGAGACAACGAGAACACCGACGGAAACACCUUUGCACGAUACCUCUCAAUCGAAGCAGCAUACACCCAUAUCCAGACCGCACUCACAAACGCUGUCUUGACGCAAGACGCCCAGUUAGCCGGGGUUGGCACCACCAAGAGAGGCUACGUCGUUAGGUUCAAGGACCCAGAAUCGGCUGGAAUGGCCCGCACCAACACUGAAUGGCUGGAAAAAAUGGGCAACAACACGAAACUGGUAAAGCCACGAUUUGGUGUGGUCGUGCAUCGGACUCCAACGGAGGAUCUCAACCUAGAAACUGACUACAAUCAGGUGAUAGAGAAAAUCACAGAAGAAAACGAUCCGGCAGAACGAGGCUACUGCAUCGAGGGUGUGGCAUGGCUCAAGAGAGCAGACAAGGCCGUCGGGAAGUUUGCAUCCCUGGGAAUCUGGCUCGACUCCCCAGAGGGGGGUGGAGCAUUUCAUCAAAAAGGGCUUCGUGGUCGACAAACGGUAUAUAGGGAGCGUGGAGCGACGUGGGAUCAAGAAAAAGAUGUGCUUCCGAUGCCAACGAUUCGGACACCUGGCAUGGUUGUUGCGGUGUAUCGGUAUCAGCCUGCUGUAGAUCCUGGCCUGUCACUAGCAUUGGGGCUGGAUAGUAGGAUUUCUUAA
Molecule: messenger RNA, 1044 nt
Organism: Penicillium hordei
Lineage: Eukaryota; Fungi; Ascomycota; Eurotiomycetes; Eurotiales; Aspergillaceae
Exons: 4
Coding region: 1-1044 (347 amino acids)
Source: RefSeq, a predicted model, not a curated record